UCCGUUCAGGGUUUUCGUUGGUAAGAUGUAAGUUGUUGGUGUGAAGCUGCGCUGUGGCAGCGGGGGAUCAGAACCAGAACCGACACAUGUCACAGGUGAGUCCGCAGCACCGAGCGGGGAUGGACCCGGACACCGAGGACAGCAUGCUGCAGCUCGCAGCCCGGGCUUUCCAGGCGAAAAACUUCGACCUAGCGGCGGAUAUUUACGGGUGUCAGCUCGCGGACGUGGGAGAUCCAGACAGCCGGCAGGAGCUGAUGGUGAAGCGGGCUGACGCGCUCGUCUUCGGUGGCAAAAUCGCCGAAGCCCUCGAUGUGUACCGACAAGCCUCCUGUCCGGACAGACUGCGACCCGCGCAGCUGGCAAAACUGAUAGAAUAUCUGUCCGGUAACAUCAGGAGGCAAGACGGAGGCGACGGGAGAGGACAGGAGGCAGCCGGUGCCGCAGGUACCGGCCACGAGGAGCUGUGCUGCCGGAUGUGUUCGAGCUUCCUGUUCGAGCCCGUCACGUUGCCGUGCGGACACAGUUUCUGCAGAAAGUGUCUGGAGAGGGAGAAGAAGCGCAGGCCGUUUGUGUGCAGGGACUGCAAGACCGGAUCCAAAGAGAACGACGUCCAGAACUACAGGGUCAACGUAGUUCUGAGCAGCCUGCUGGCCAAGUGGUUCCCGAACCUAUACCAGGCGGCCCGGCUGCGGCGAGAAGGCAACGAACUGUACGGCGACAGGAAGCUGGAAGCAGCGCUGGACCGAUACAACCGAGCCGUAUUGCUAGCACCCAUGGACCACAUACUGUUCAGUAACCGCUCCCAGAUCCACUCUAGUCUGAAACGCUACGAAAAGGCUCUGAGAGAUGCUGAGACGGUCUGCAGACUGAUGCCUCACUGGUCAAAGGGCCACGUUCGUAAAGCUCAGGCCCUGCAUGCUCUGGGGAGGACCGAGGAAGCCCUGACACAGUACUUAUUCUGUCUGUCCAUCGAGCCCGACUGUAGACUGGCUAAAACUGAGGCUUACAAGCUCCUCAGUGAUCUGUUGGCUCCAGUUACAGAUCAGGUCCCUGAACACAUCUUAGACUCCUUCACCACAGUGUCUUCCAGAGCAAACAUCAAAAGCAGCAUCAGUGCACCUUCCCAGACACUUUGUCCUGCUCAGUUCUGCCCACAGUCAAGUCUUUCCUUCCCUCCUCCUGCACCCAUUGACCCACAACACUCACAUGACAGGUCAGAGGUCUGUGAGGUCAGGGGUCAAGGAGAGCGAGAGGACAGAAAGCUGGACCACUGUUUCUUCGUCAGAAAGAAACGAAGGCACAUAAAUGAGGAGGGAGGAGAGGAAGCGAGCAGUGAUCAGAAGAGAUCCAAGUUUGAACCCGGAGAGGGGAUUGGUUCAUCCUUGGUCCUUGGAGGCAUUUUGGACCCCAUAGACCUGGAAUGUUCUCUUUGCAUGAGACUCUUCUACGAGCCGGUGACGACGCCGUGUGGACACACCUUCUGUCAGCAGUGUCUAAAGAGGUGUUUGGACCACAACCCAAAGUGUCCACUCUGUAAAGAAGAGCUGUCUGAGUACCUGGUCCAGAGGCAGUACUGUAAAACAGAACUAAUGGAAAAGCUGAUAUCCAAGUAUUUUCCUGACGAUCUCAUGGAAAGACAGAAAAUUCACUGGGAGGAGAUGGCAGAGCUCUCAAACCUUAACAAGAAUGUGCCUAUAUUUGUGUGCACUAUGGCCUUCCCCACCGUCCCGUGCCCACUCCAUAUCUUCGAGCCCUGUUACAGAUUGAUGAUUCGCCGAUGCAUGGAAACAGGAACAAACUGCUUUGGCAUGUGUUUGGGAGACAACCUCAAAGGGUUUGCAGACUACGGGUGCCUGUUGGAGAUCCGGAAUGUGAGGUUUUUCUCAGACGGCCGGUCAGUGGUUGACACCAUUGGCAGACGGAGAUUCAAAGUCAUUCACCACAGCGAGAGGGAUGGAUACAAUACGGCUGAUAUAGAGUACCUGGAGGAUGUAAAGGUGGAGGGCAGUGAAGAGCAGGAGCUGCAGUCGUUGCAUGAUGCAGUAUAUGACCAGGCUUUAGUUUGGGUCAACUCCCUCAAUGCUGAACAGAAGGAACGCAUCGAAGGACACUUUGGACCCAUGCCUGAGAAAGACUGUGAGCCUCAGGCCAGUCCAAACGGUCCAUCGUGGUGCUGGUGGUUACUCGCCGUUCUUCCAUUAGAAGGUCGGGCCCAGCUCCCGUUUCUGGCCCUCACCUCUCUGAAAGACCGGCUCAACGGCAUCCACAAGGUUCUGCUCUUCAUGGCCCACAACAGGCACCGAUGACGUGUUCAGUUCAGCAGUGAAGUUCUUGUUCUUCUGUUUGAAAGACAAAAAAACAACUUGUGUAGCUUUUAGUAAAGCAGCGUUGAGCUCCACCUAUGCAUCAGCAGCAACUGAAAGACAAACAGCAAACGUGCAGCUACAGUAGAACUGAAUAAUUAAGUAGCUUUUAACGUAUCACAUUGUCUUCACCACGUGCUGCAGAGCUACGUUUUCCUUCAUGUCCAACAUGUGUCAUGCUGCAUUCAGAAAGGAGGCGGAUCAGACUCAUUACAGCGUCCGCUGGACCACAGUGUUCGGACAGGACAGGACUUGUGUUAUUACAGCAACGUGUUAAGGGCGAAAACACUUUGCUACUGGACUCGAGCUGUGAGACCAACUCAGUGGACGUCCAACUGAAAAAGCUGCCUGUACAAACAUGGCAUUAGGUCCAAAAUACAGCAAAUAUCUCCUUUAAAAACAGUCAUAAUUAAAAAAAACACAACAACAAAUCAAAACAAAAAGAUCUUUUGUGCUAAACUGCUGCAAGUGGUCCUCCAGGUUUCAGUGCACAGUCCCUGCCUGCACGUCAAACACAAGUAUUCUGCACGAGACCACGCCAUCAGGUCGCCUUUUGUGUGUGUAAAUGGAAAUGGCUACAGUGGAGUGUUGAUAAAUAUUAAUGAAUAUUGCAGGGAUUAAAGUUUUAUGUUGGUACAACAGAUUUCCAUCAGUUGGGCUGCCAAAAAGCGACUUUCAUGCUGAUGCUGUCUUGACACAGAAUCAAGGCUGGACGCAAGAUAUGAAACUUACCACAUACAAAAGUCGAUUUUUAGAAUAACACCGUUUAUGUUUUGUUUUGGGUUUUUUCUCUCCUGGCAGCGAGUCGUGUCCUGUCUGCAGGGGGCGGUGUGUUUGAGUGUCUCUCAGUGCACAGAGAGUAAAGAGCAGGGGUUUACAAACAUACUUUUAAACUUUUCUUUUUUUCAAAGUCUACCCUAGGUGUCCCUGUGAGUGUCCUUGCUGUGGUUAAACUAAAAACACAGCUGGAGACCCACAAUGCAUUAACAACAAACACUUGUUUUUUUCCCCCUCAAAAUGCCCCUAAAUCUCUUUCUGAGGGCGGCAUGACAUAAAUGCGCUGAUAAAACUUUCUUACUUCUUAAUUAGGUGCUGCUUUCAACAUAAAUACACAAAUUCUUGAUUGUUUCGGCUCAGAGACUGCAAGUCAGGUGUGCAUCCAGACAGAAAGAGGAUGUUGUGGGGAGGGAGGUACGUGCCUUCCGCAACACCCCUUGAUUAAAGGUCCAAUUUUGAAGAUAUUUUUUAUAUAAUCUGUCUAUUUAUAGCCCCGCGCUACAAAUAGAACUUCGGCCAUUGACAACAGCUCGCCAGUGAACUAGGGUUCGGGCUGUUCAGGCUCUUCUUCAUACUACUACUCAUCAUCAUCAUAAUAAUUAUUAUUAUUAUAACAACUAAAAUGUUUGAAUUGGUAUUAAUCUGGGCCUACGUUUUACUAUAGUUCUUGACUAACUUUAAUUGAUGAGCUGUUUACAGUGCAGCAGAUAACAGAAUAUUUCCAGAGGAAUCCUUCAAAUGG
Messenger RNA from Thalassophryne amazonica, 3882 nucleotides. Its product is annotated as LON peptidase N-terminal domain and RING finger protein 3-like. Gene Ontology annotation, molecular function: protein binding. Bases 87 to 2306 code for a protein of 739 amino acids. The record is from RefSeq and is a predicted model, not a curated record. Lineage: Eukaryota; Metazoa; Chordata; Actinopteri; Batrachoidiformes; Batrachoididae. The transcript is spliced from 12 exons.